Messenger RNA from Punctularia strigosozonata HHB-11173 SS5, 6208 nucleotides. RefSeq lists its product as uncharacterized. Gene Ontology annotation, biological process: protein import into nucleus; RNA export from nucleus. The transcript is spliced from 4 exons. The record is from RefSeq and is a predicted model, not a curated record. Gene Ontology annotation, cellular component: nuclear pore inner ring. Bases 83 to 6208 code for a protein of 2041 amino acids. Gene Ontology annotation, molecular function: structural constituent of nuclear pore. Lineage: Eukaryota; Fungi; Basidiomycota; Agaricomycetes; Corticiales; Punctulariaceae.
CAACAUUGAAAACAUUACCGACCUCCGCCGUGGACACGUUUGCGGCGUAGUUUCAACGUCCUCCGAGCGCGUCUGAACACCAAUGUCCGCGGAGUCGUCGAGCAGGCGGUCGAAUCUCAUUGAUGUCACCUAUCAGCAGCUGCACUCCAUCUUAACUGGCCAUGCAGAAGGCAUCAGCCCCGACCACACACUUGCUAUCCUUCGACCAAGGAUUGAAAGGCUGCAGAACAUAGUCGAACCUUUUGGUACACCCUCUGAGGCGUCGAAGAAGAAGGUCAACAGCGGCACGGUUACACUCGCGGACGGUGUGGACGUGCAAGUCGAGGAUGCAGACAAAGAAUUUGUCUUUGCCAUCAGCGACAGGUUCAACAUCGAUCAGGUGGAAGCGCUCGUCCUCCUCCGAUCAUUUCUCUACAACGAAGGCUUACCAGCGCAAGCCGGCACGGACUCCACAUCAUCCCUGGUCGAGGAGUUAGUGGAAGCUAUAACCCCCUUCUAUCACUCGGAGCGACUCUCCCUCUUACGGACCAUCAUCCCACUUUUCCGCGCCCAUGACGACGAUACCUCUCCCUUCUUCGAUGUUGCUGGUGAAGUUGUCCCAAAAAUCGUGACGGAUGGUCAGACCUGGGCCGACUCUCUCGUGACCGAAUAUGGCCGCAAAACUCAAGCAUCUCCUCCCGAUGCCCUCUCUUCCGAUCCUCGAGGGGCAUCUAGAUGGUCCAAACAGAAUUUGCGCGAGCAGAUCGUCGUCCUCGAAAUCCUCUUCUGGACCAUGUGGAGCUACGUCUCAUGCGUCGGCCCCUUAGUAGUGCGCAUCUUCGAGAUGGCAUACACGACAAGUCUCGGUGGUGCAUUGCAAGACACUACCCUGGUCCUGGACGAGGAGGGCUUGCAGCUCCAGCAAGAUGCCAAGGCGCUGUGGAUCCUGAUCAUGCUCGAGGUACUGGAACUUGAACGGGUUGCCGAUCCAUCAGAAUUGGAGGUCUCCACGGAUCCCGCCGAUCCAAGCUUUUAUGCCCACGAUCCGCAAUCAUUAACGCAGCUCCACGAACUCCUCACCUCCUCAGGCCACCCUCAGUAUUCUUGCAUCUACAUGGCUUGGUCGUUCGUACUGUCACGGCUAUCGGAAAAGGUGGCGGUAGCCAAGGAAGUGCCGGAACGAUAUCGUGCGUUCUUUGAAUCGGUCAGACAGAAGCUCGGCAGUCGUUACACGGACCGAGAGCCCGUUCACAUACUCAUGGCACGGAGGGCACUGGGUCCUGAUGUGGGCCUCUUCCAGCUCAUGCUAGAUAUGCUCCUUAUGUCCCCCUUAUUUGUGACAUCAAUUGCAUGGAGAACGGGAUCCACGGUGACUGACCCGAAUGCCGUUGCAUUCCGCUCAGUGCUCAAGGGUUUGUUAAUCGCCAUCCUGGAGCUGGUACCAGUAGAACUCAUGCCUGACUUCGACGCCCUUGUGGAAGUCUGGGUGGCUCUCUUCGGUCGCAGCGAGCCUCAGUCCGUUGCAGGAAUCUGUAGGCAGUUCUGGCAGGUCGAUUGGCAUACUGGAAACGCACGUCGGGCUAUUUUAGACGUGGCUCGCGCCAGGUUCCCUAUACAAUCUCGCCCACUGAUACGUUUACUACGGUCGAUGACUGCGAGCGGAUUUCUGGAUACGGAUCCUCUCUCCACGGGCGACGUUGCCGAAGGCACCAUGGACGAGGAGCGCGAAAUAUGCGACCAGCACGUCUUUUACUACCUUGACAAGCUACCCACCUUUACUCAGGCCAUCCCGAUAAGCGCAUGCACGGGUCCAAAUGCUUUGUUCGAGAAGGCUCCAGACCGUUACAAGGAUGGAAACCGUCCUGCAGGACUAAAGUACACAAACACACGGUCUUUGAGGCUUCCGGGAGGAUCAGUGCUGCCCGCGAAAUCCGUGGGACGGCUCUUGAGCGGCGAUGGUGGCGAUGUCAUCAUCGUGGCAUGGCAGCACGAACACUCCGGGUGGAAGCUGCUGCUGGAGAUCCUGACUGACUACGUCCACCGGAAGCGACCAUUUCCCGGCUCACGUGGACCAGCUGAAGCGUCAACCCUGCGGCGAGGCAAACCGGACGGCCAACCUCUCCCUUUGCGAUUGGAAGAUGUCGGUUUAGAGCACGACGAAGACGGCGAUGAGGCUCUGGUGACUGACGCCCUCGACCUGAUUCGCAGCGUCAUACGCGACGAGCCCGUGCUUGCCGAACAGCUCCUGCAGUCGAUGGAGGCUGGCGAACCGGUCGUUGCGCACACGAUGUCUGAAGCACAACCGCCAGAUCUGGUGCAGUUAGCCGCCAUGAUCCUCGAAGAAGCGUUCUCUCGUUCGGCGUCCCAACGGAGAGUCGCGCCGAGGACAAAUCUAAUCACAUCCGCCAUGAGCAUCCUUUCCGAGCUGCUCGCCUUGCCGAAGUACUCGAACAGGGUCUGGCUAUACAUCCGGUCCACAGCAAUCCUCUUUGGGUCCGAUCGUGCCUCUGGAUCCACCUCAAGCAUCUUAGCCGCGGAACGUAUCACCGGUCACUAUACCAUGACUUUGGCCCUCCUCCACUUGGUGCAGCACCUAUUCUAUGAAGCAUCAUCUUCGCUGCUCCCUGUGGUUGCGGAGAACUCGCGAUUGCAGACGAUCAAGGAGGAGGUGUUACUUCGUGCUACACGUUUCGUACAUGCCGAGAUUUGGGUGGAGCAUUCUGGAUGGAAGUACGUUCAUCUCGGAGAUCGCUUCGAAAUCGGACGCCGCAUCUCCGUCUUGUACACCGAGGUCCUGAAGCAAUCACCAAGUGGUAUGGAUCAGCCCUUCGCGACCCUCCGAUUGGCGAUAGUAGAAGCUUUGUUGUCCAAAGCAACGCCUUCCACCAUUGGACCGUUGGUCAAUAUCAUAUCGUCUGCGAGCCCGAUGCUAACCGCGCUCUACGCGUCACGUCGAUACGGUGAUGCGAGGCGUUUGAUCUUCCUCCUUGAAGCGCAUCUUCGCCUCAUACGGACCCUGCUAGAGCAUAGGAGCAUGAUCCCCGACUUCAAAGGUGUAUCGCUCUUAGAGCAACUCCUGUGUGCAAGAGGGCCUGCGAAUGGACUGUCGCUGAACGGCGCGCGUGCCCAGGUAGAUCACAUCGAAACGCUGGCCUCCUAUAUCAAGGACCGCGGCAUGGGCAAUGUCACCCCUUUGGAGGCGACCCGGGUCUUGCACACUCUAUGCGCGUCCCUGGCGUCGUCUUUCAACACCCCUACGAUCGUAGGCCACCUUUCGAAUCCGGAAGCCACAGUCGCGUCCUUCGUUCGCAUCGUCCAGCACCCCUACGACGAUUUAGCUCUCCGUACAUCAUUGUGGGACUUUAUGGCCAUGGCCGUCGAUAAGGAGCCCGCAUUAGCAGGUCUUUUCAUCCACGGGGAAUUCCGCAUACCUGAUGUCAAAGGAAAAGGGAAGGCAGUCCCUGACCAAACCAAAAACUCCCCUGUCAGUGCCCUUGACACGGCUUUGGAUAUGCUUGGUCAAUGGAAGGAACUGUGGAAUCUCAAUCCUCAGAUAUUGGCGUCGGUUCUUCGCUUCAUAGUUGCCGUAUGGCAGCAUGGGAUGGAACACCAGUCGGCCUUAGAAUCCAGGCGGAAGGAUGCUGAAUUGUGGGCCUGCCUCGCUGCCAUUGCUCAAGAGGAUCUCGGCCCUGCUCCUGAUUAUCAAUCAGAGAGCUGGAUCAACGAUGACGGUGUCCGACAUUCUCCUUUACAUGACGCUGUCUCGUCUCAUGCCUACCAUACGAUCACGAAGUCGCGCGCUCUCCAUAUCAUCGGCCUUGAUGUUGACAUGCACCUGCAGUUGCGCGAUCGCAAGGACCAAAUCCCUGACAGACCGGCAAGCUACCAGGCCAUUGAAGGCUGUUUCAAAGACGAGGAUCAGUUUACAGAUUGCGUGCUGGAAGCUGCAGCCUCCCCGUACGAUCCAGGGCUCUAUGACAAAUUCAUCGAGGAUGCCAAGGCGCGAUAUGGACAUCUAUCGCUCAGACAACUUCAGAAUCAAACGCCCCUUGUGGAACAUGAAUACGGUGACGAUUACAUGUUUUCCAUACCUCUUCUACAGCGGCGGCUCAUACCGUAUCGCCUCGUCGAUGAGGUCCAAGCGCAAGAAGCUGACGAACUAGAGCGCAUUCUCGCAUCCAUUAACCUCAAUCUCUCCCUUACAAACGCCCAGUCCUGUUUGACCGAGUCAUGGCAGUAUCUGCUCCUGCGGGUCGUUCCUUUCUUGCGCGGGCAAGCUUCCACACGGAAAGUGGUUCUGACAUUGGCAGUGUCCAUUUCGGGAAAUAUUGCCUCGGAUAGUCGCUCUGGUGACAUGAUGGCAGCUAUACACGGACAACGGUUGUCCCUACUCCUGGCGAUGUUGGAAGUCGCUUGGUUCUCAACAACAGACACGGCCGACGAAAUCCAACAUUUCACCGAUGUCGUGCAGAACCUCCGUGAUAUAAUUGUCAGCGAUGCCCAGUCCCCUGCUAAGGCGGUCAUCGGCAGGGUACCUAUACCCUUCCACAAGCCCCUACUGCAGAUCAUAUACUUCUGUGUUCGCCAUUGUCGUGCAUUGAUUCGUCGGCCGAAGGCUUUGAACGCCCAGCAGCGGCUGAUCUUCGCAUCUACCGUGGACAUCGCGUUGGUCUUCACGGUUGACGCUCUCCGAUGCGUUUUUGAAGCUGCCAGGAGCCGUCUAGAUCUGGAACUGGACCAGGACCUGGAGUUGCUCGUGGCGGUUUUUGAACAGUGCACCCGGACAGACAUCACACCCUCUGCUGCCAUGUGGCUUGCUCGAUGCCAGGAGUCGGACGUCGUACGGUGCAGCAUGGAGCUCUUCGUUCACAGCGAUAUCGCGGGCCUUGCGGAUCUGGAGUUGCUUCGGGUGCACAGGAGGCCGUUAUACUCUCUUCCGGUCCUCAUGUUUCACCUUGCGCUUGCCAGUAUACCCGCAGCCGCAGAAAAGCUAGCGAGUGAGGGCGUGUUGGUAGCGUACAGCAACAACAGCAUAAGCUCUUCAAUAAGCUCAGGCUCUGUGGAAGUAUCGCUGCCGGAGUUACCCGGUGAACGCAGCCCCGCACACGAAGCCUACUGCACCAUGCUCGCCAUCGUCUCGGGAGUCGUCGGUACGCUCGGCCGACAACACCACUUCUUUGACGCAGAAGCGAGCGGGCUCGUUCAACUCUACGGCGGACAGAUAUCCCGCGCUCUGUCAUGGUCGGUCGGCGAUGCCCUCACCAUGCCACUUGUCGAGGAGAUGGAACAGGUCGUAGAACUCUUCUCCGCCAUCGCCGACAGUACGCCGCACUCCGCAACCUCCGGCACCGCGGCAGAGAAGGUGCUGAAGGCAUUUGCCUCACAUGCAUUAUUCCUUCUGCAGCAACUCACGUAUGCGUUGACGCACCCCAACCAACUUGCGGGCAGCCUGGAGCCGAUAAGCGCGGAGGAGCGAUCCAUGCUUGAACAAGACUCGCGGGACACGUCGUCCUCGACGCUAAUCGUCAAUCCUGCGAGACGUCCGUUCCUGGCACGCGUGAUCCAUCGGUUAUACGGGCUGUCGAGCACCAUCCUCGCCACAUUACUGAGCAUUACGCACGCGGAAGACGUUCUCAUUGGCGAUGAGGAGGAUUGGCCAAUACAUAUGGCAUUGGCAGCGCCGCAUACAAAGGUCAUCCCGGGCGAGCCUGCCUCUAUGGGUACUCUCCUAGAACUGGGCAACGCCUCGCUCGACGUGCUUCGUCACCUUUCGAAUCAACCGGUGGGACAAGCCAUCUCGCCUGCCGCGUCAACAUCGCCGCUCAGCAAGCCCCUGGACGUGGGAGACGCGAUGUCGACCGCGGCCCGUAACCUUGAAAACGUCCUCGUCUUCGCGGUAACGCAAUUUGCGAUGUGGCUCGCGCGGCCGAACGCGGACGAGCUCGGCGAACGCGAGAUGCAGGUGGAGGACUUUGGCGGGAGCGAUGAGCAGCGGUCGGAGAGGGAGCGCCGGGCGGCUCGGCGGACCUCGCUAACGCUUGCGGAGAGGAUGAGGCGGGGGAUGACGGGCGAGAUGGCGGGUGAUCUGCAAGCGCUGUUGGGCAAGGUCAAGCCGCUGCUGGAGAAGACAAGGACCGCGCUUAAGACGGAUAAGGAGGACGUGGACUUGACGGAUAUACUCGUCACAUUCCUUCACGAUCGGAUGCUGGUGGCUUCGCAAAGUGUAUGA